Molecule: messenger RNA, 1986 nt
Organism: Tremella mesenterica DSM 1558
Lineage: Eukaryota; Fungi; Basidiomycota; Tremellomycetes; Tremellales; Tremellaceae
Exons: 6
Coding region: 1-1986 (661 amino acids)
Biological process (GO): photoreactive repair
Molecular function (GO): FAD binding; deoxyribodipyrimidine photo-lyase activity; damaged DNA binding
Source: RefSeq, a predicted model, not a curated record
AUGUCACGUCCCUACACUUUCAUCCAUCUCCACACACUCGAUCUCCGCACACACGACCUUCCUUCUUUACAUCUAUCCCAUUCCCCUCGUUCCUCCAUUUCCAAACGAGUCACUCACUUUCUCCCUGUAUAUAUCAUCGAUUCCCGUCAACUUGAUAUCUUCCAUUUACCCCACGCUCUUCCCUCUCUUCCUCCACGCCUACCCAACGCUAACUCUCCGGCAGAGGACGGUUCCGGUGAUGGUGAGCAAGAUAAGGGUGUCAACAACACUCGACCAUCCCCUCGAUCUCGAGUAGCAAACUUUCAUCGAACUUCUCCUUACCGUCUUCGAUUCUUACUAGAAUCAAUUUUCUAUCUCCGGGAUACUUACCGACGUUCCGGUGGAGAUCUCCUGAUAGGCUACGGUAGACCAGAUCGACUUCUUCCGGUCCUCAUUGAGAAACUGAAAGAAACGUCAGAGAUCGAGGGAGUAUGGGCACAAGACGAAGUAACUGUAGAAGAGAAAGAUAUGCUUGACAAUCUCGAAGUCGCCUUACAGAAGAUAGGAGUCAAAAUGAACAAAGUGGAUAGUAAAACCCUGGUAGCAAUCAAAGAUUUACCUUUCGAUCGACGACAAACGCCUGAUGUUUACACGGCAUUCAGGAAGAAUUGCGAAGGAUUAGGUUUAUCUCUUGGAGGAAUGUUGAAACAACCACUUCGAACAUCUCAUUUGAGCCAAGGAAAUAUCAAGAUUGAUAUAGAUGGACAACGAUUGAAACCGGCCCCUCAAAUGGAAUUCUCUACCCUUCCAGAAGGAUGUGGUGUCUUGGGGAAAGACACAAGUGUGGUAGAAAUAUAUACGAAACUUGUCAAACCUCUCCUCGAUACCCCGCCAGUGGGGGGAUGGUCUCAAGCUGCAAAGGACAACAAUGCUCUGCCAGUGUUCCAUCCUAGCUCGGCUGUUCCAUUUGAAGGAGGUGAGAAGGCGGCUUUGGAAAGGUUGGACGAUUAUGUGGGUCACGAAGAUGGAAAGGGGUGGACUGGUGGGGGCAAAGCGAAACAGUAUAAAGCCACGAGAAAUGGAAUGAUAGGUGAAGGGUUCAGUACCAAGUUUUCCUGCUGGUUGAGUUUGGGUUGUUUGAGUGCUAGAGAGAUAGGAUGGAGAGUUGGAGGAUUAUUGGAAAAGGUGGAUAGAAAAGAUAAGGAUACUUACAAUAAUGUGUAUUGGAUCAUCUUCGAACUUCUCUGGAGAGACUUCUUUCAGUCUACAGUUUACAAAUAUUUUUUUUCUUCGAAAUCUUCACUCUUUCUGCCCAAAGGUUUCAGCGAACAGAUCAAUACUUAUCCAAGAUCUCAACGUCCAAAUCCACAAGAAUGGCAUUAUCCAAAUUGGGAAAACGAGGAUGAUCCCGCUCGACGAUGGUGUGAAGGAAGGACAGGUGUACCUUUUGUAGAUGCGAACUUGCGUGAAUUGAGGGAGACUGGGUGGAUGAGUAAUAGAGGUAGACAGAAUGUAGCUAGUUUUUUAGUGAAGGAUUUAUAUGUAGAUUGGCGAGUUGGUGCUGAAUUUUUCGAAAUGCAUUUAGUAGAUUAUGAUACUUGUUCCAAUUGGGGGAAUUGGCAAUAUCAAGCUGGAGUAGGUAACGAUCCACGUUCAUCCCGACAAUUCAAUCCUCUCAAACAAGCAAAAGAUUAUGAUCCUAAAAAUGAUUAUACAAAAUUAUGGUUGUCCGAACUCAAAGUGUUACCCCCUACGUUUGUUCAAACUCCAUGGUUACUUGACGAUAAUCAAAAACCUAAAGGUUACCCAGUCAAACCAGUGGUGGAACAACAAACUUGGCAUAAGUUUUAUCCUCGUGGAUCUCAUACUUCCACACAUAGACACGGGGAGAAUACGGGUCAACACGAUCGAGGUGGUGGUCAUGGGCAUGUUCGGAAGGAAGGCAGGAACGGACGUGAUGGUCAUGAGGAUAAACGUGCACAUGGGAGGUCAGAUCAGGGCUUGUAA